CGCCCUGUCCCGUGAGUUGGUAAUUAACAAAAAAAAAAGAAAAACCUAGCGUCCCCAAGAUGAUGUACUACAUCCGGGAGACGAUCUCGUUCGUCGUGGCGUACGCGAUGUGCCUGUUCUACAGUGCACGCGUCGCCUUCAGCCUACUGGUGAUGUUCGUCACCAAGCCGCACACCAAGUUUUGGGUCACCAAGGAGCGGCCAGUGCCGCCGCCAAGUCUACGCGAUCACGGUUGUGGUGUCGACAAGUACCAGAACGCCAACGGCAUCAAGAUUCACUACGUGGAAAAUGGGGAUCCCUCGAAGCCGCUGAUGCUGUUCGUGCAUGGCUUUCCCGAGUUCUGGUACUCCUGGCGCUACCAGCUGAAGGAGUUUUCCAAAGACUACUGGGUCGUGGCGCUGGAUAUGCGUGGCUACGGUGACACGGCGAAACCCGAGUACCGAUACGCGUACCGGAUUGACAAUAUGACGGAAGACAUUCGGUGCCUCGUGCGUGCAUUAGGACGCCAAAAGUUUACCCUUGUCGCGCACGAUUGGGGCGCAGUGAUUGGGUGGCAUUUCAUUACCAAACACAUGGACAUGGUCGACCGGUACAUAAUGAUGGAUGCUCCGUCGCGGAAGGUCGCCCGCAAGCUGUACAGCACCAGCAAGGAACAGUUCCGAAUGUCCUGGUACAUCUUCUUCUACCAGAUGCCAUGGUUGCCGGAAUUCUUCGUCCGGAUGAUGGACCUCCGCAUCUUUAAAAUGCUGUUCCGGGAGCACGGCGGCGACGAGGUGAUCGAGGCGUACAAAUACACCUUCGCCAAGCCCGGCGCGCUAACGUACCCAAUCAACUAUUAUCGGGACAACUUCCGGUUCUUCUCGGACGAGCUGCGCCCGCCCCGACCGAAGACGUUCGCCCCCGGGCUGUAUCUGUUGGGCGAGAAAGAUCUCUACAUCUCCAAGGAAACGGGCCCGCUGAUGCAGCGGGAGUUUGACAACUUGGAGUUCAAGAUUGUGCCCGGCGUGGACCACUUCCUGCAGCAGCACAAUCCCGAGCUAGUCAACCGGUACAUGCGCGAGUUCCUGGCGAAGAAGAACUAGAG
Messenger RNA from Anopheles coustani, 1084 nucleotides. RefSeq names its product epoxide hydrolase 1-like. The transcript has 5 exons. Lineage: Eukaryota; Metazoa; Arthropoda; Insecta; Diptera; Culicidae. The record is from RefSeq and is a predicted model, not a curated record. Bases 60 to 1082 code for a protein of 340 amino acids. Gene Ontology annotation, molecular function: hydrolase activity.